AUGGACAAUGCCGGAGGACAUGAUGCCGCCUUGGAGGGCGUGUCAGGCAGCUUGCUUGCGGAUGAACUUUUGGAAGGAACAACAGAAGAGAUCGAUCCGAGGGGCGACCUUAUACUCGUGGUUGGGCCCCGUCGCCUUUUGGUCUCGUCGAAAGUCCUCGAGUUGUCCUGUCCGUUCUUCAAGACCAUGCUCCGGUCAAACGCUUUCCACGAAGGCGUCGAGCAGCCAAAUAUCGACAAACCGCCCGUCAAGAGCCUGCGUGACGAUCAUCCGGACAUGUUCGCCUUGAUCUGUCGCGUUCUCCACUACCUUCCAGUUUGUCCGCCUGCCUCUAUGGAGGACUACCGCGCCUUGGCCGACUUGUGCGAUUUCUACGGCUGUCGUUGGGCUCUGUCUUUUCACGUGCGGGCUUGGAUGGAGGCUCUGACCUUGUCGAGCCUUUCUACCUAUCAACUCCAAACGUCCCUAUGGGCAGCGUACGUCUUUCAUUUGGUAGAUCUGUUUGGUCGCGUCAGUGUCCAAUUGGCAGAAGCCAUGACACCUCAAGAAUGGAGGGAUUGGGAAGUGCAUCCUAUGCCAGCCCGAUUGAAAGACGAUAUGAGACACCUUUGCGAAAGUGUCAAGUACGCAGUCCAACUGCGGAUUGAGGAUGCCCUUGACGCGGUGGGUGAGAAUAAUGAAAGGCACACUGGCAAACGCGACAAAAUUUGCAGCCAGUGCUAUCGCAACAAGCCCUCGGCAACGAAGAAAUGUGGCAAUUGCGGGUCCAGCGAGUUUCAGGACUACUUCUGUACGAAGGAGCUACGCUUGUCACUCUUCAAAGAAUGGCUUCAGUCACGAGGUUACUGGCCUUUGAGUCGGCUAAAUAACCAAAGCUGCCGGAGUUACCUGCGAAACAUGCAUGGCUGCAUUGACAGCCGGACCCCGUGCGGAUUCGACAACUCUUGCCCUUUGACGGAAGCGAAGGAACACUUGACCACAACCCUAAGGAGUACGCUCGGUGAUUUCGCGGGCUUGUUGCUGGGAGUCUACGACGACGAGUAUCUCCGACAGUCCCCUCUGGUGGCUGUGCCGAAGGUUCUGAGGUCACCGACUUCAUGA
Messenger RNA from Cladophialophora yegresii CBS 114405, 1101 nucleotides. RefSeq lists its product as uncharacterized. The record is from RefSeq and is a predicted model, not a curated record. Bases 1 to 1101 code for a protein of 366 amino acids. The transcript has 2 exons. NCBI's taxonomy places the organism in Eukaryota, Fungi, Ascomycota, Eurotiomycetes, Chaetothyriales, Herpotrichiellaceae.